AUGACGAAUCUUUCACGAACUGAUAAGCAUUUGAGGAAUCUUUCAGGUUCUUCAUUUCCAAGUAGUGUAAAAAGAGAUCUAUUCGAGGAUGCCAAUCUGUUAUCAGUGGGUAUUGACGAGAGUGCAUUAUAUCACAAUGGCUAUGUAUGCACUUCUAGGGAAUGCGCUCAAAUUUCGGGCUUCUUUGCCAGCAAUCUUAACGAAAAGAUUAACCCUUGUGAUGACUUUUAUGAAUACGCCUGUGGUAAUUACCCGAUCAACAGACACUUACCAUCUAAUAAGGCGGUUAGGCAUACCUUAAGCGAUAUGCAAAAUCGUCUCAAUAAACAAAUCAGAAAAUUAUUGCAGGCUCCAGUAACUGAUACUGACAAACCAUGGAAUCGUCUCGCAAAGCAAUAUUAUCAGAAAUGUCUUAAUGAAGAAGAGUUAGAAGCUACGGGAGCUUCAUCGAUGCGAAAGCUGCUUCGCGAUUUAGGUGGAUGGCCAGUUUUGGAAGGACACAACUGGAAACCUUGGAAUAACAGCUGGGAAAAGCAGUUAGCACAUAUUAUGAAUAGAACAGGUGUUAAUGCAAUUAUUCUAGAACUGGCCGUAUCACAUGAUCCAUUAAACAGUUCCAGGUUUAUUAUUGAGGUUGAUCAGCCAAAGUGGGGAGUAGGCUCAAGAUGGCCAUAUUUAGGAGGAAUAGACGAUCUAGUUAUCCAGAAUUAUACAUCACUAAUGGUACAGACGGCUAUUAAUAUAGGAGCUGAUCCAACGCAAGCCAAACAUGACAUGAAAAAAGCAAUUGAGUUUGAGUUACGAUUGGUGAAUUUCUCAGCUGAUGAAAUGACUCGACGUAAUCCGGAACGUGGUAAUAAUCGAUUUCAGCUCUGGCAAUUAGGCAGUAUCUUUCCACACAUAGAUCUGAUCACAUAUAUACAUACAAUGUUCGGUGGUUUAGAGAAACUCAGUCCAAAUGACACAGUAAUCAUACGAGAACCGGAAUAUUUUCAUCGAAUUCAGGAAGUGAUGCGACGGUCUAGUAAACAAACCAUUGCUAAUUAUGUGUUAUGGCGAGUAAUUCAGGGCUAUUCACCAUUUUUAUCACCUGUAAUGCGAGAACCUUUCUAUGCAUUCAAAGCUAAUCAAACCGGCUUACCCAGCAUUCCAGUUCCGGAUAGAUGGGAAGACUGCGUUUUUCUUGCAACAGUAAUGAUUGAUAUGCCGGUUGGAAGACUUUAUGUAGCUAAUCAUUUUGAUCAGCUGAGAUCAAUGAAGAAAAUGAACGAUCUGACUAAACAUUUCAAAAAUGAAUUAAUCAAACAAUUGCAAAAUGUCGACUGGAUGGAUGAAGAGACACGAAGACGAGCUGUCAUUAAAGCACAGCAUAUAAAUUACAAGAGUGGAUUCCCUCCUUACAUAUUCAACGAAAGUUAUAUGGAGAAAAACUGGGCCUUGGCAACUAAUGAAUCACUGCUUGAAUUUACAAUACGGAUUAAAUGUGUGCGCAUUACCGAUGAGCUAAUGCGGUUGAAGAAAUUUGUGGAUACAUCGAUUUGGUUCCAAGGUCCAGCUCAGGUUGACGCUUAUUAUGCGCCCAACUUGAAUGAAAUGAUAUUUCCGGCUGGUAUAUUGCAAUUUCCAUUUAUGUCACCCGGUGUACCAAGUUAUAUUACUUAUGCGAUGGUUGGCGCUGUUAUCGGGCACGAAGUGUCGCAUGCCUUUGAUGAUCAAGGUGGUCGUUUUGAUGAAUACGGUAAUUUGCAUAAUUGGUGGGAUGUAGAAACAGCACGUAAAUUUUACGAGAAGACGGAAUGCUUUAUAAAACAAUACAAUGCAGUAAAAGUGGAAGAAGCUGGUGUACAUUUAAAUGGUCAACUAUCUGUUGGCGAAAAUAUUGCUGAUAAUGCUGGCGUAAAGACAGCAUUUAUAGCCUAUAAAUCAUGGGUUGAAGAAAAUUCUCGUCAAGAAGCAGCACUGCCAGGCUUUCAAAAUAUGACCAGUACACAGAUGUUUUUCCUUGCUUAUGCAAAUAAUUGGUGCUCUUUGAUAAGGCCGAAACAUUACUUGCAAAUUAUAAUGGCGGAUGUGCAUGCACCAAGCAAGUAUCGUGCCAUAAUACCACUUCAAAAUCGACCUGAAUUCUCCGAAGCAUUCCAUUGUCCCAAAGGUUCACCGAUGAACCCAAUAAAGAAGUGUUCCAUUUGGUGA
Brugia pahangi is the source of this 2193-nucleotide messenger RNA. The record is from the annotation of a GenBank genome assembly. NCBI's taxonomy places the organism in Eukaryota, Metazoa, Nematoda, Chromadorea, Rhabditida, Onchocercidae.